AUGGAAGAGAAGUGUGGAAAAAGGAAUGCGACAGGUUGCUGGAGCCACAUAGGAUAUAUUGGAGGACGUCAAUGGCUAAAUUACCAAGAUCGCUGCCUGUGGAGAUUUGGCACUGUGGUUCAUGAGCUGUUCCACACUUUAGGCCUCUUUCAUGAACAAAGUAGGCCUGAUCGGGAUAACUUUGUUAAGGUCAAAUGGGACAACAUUAGGUCAGGUUAUCAUCAUAACUUCAUCCGGCUUGGAAACAAAAGAGCAACAACUCUCGGGGUUGAUUAUAACUAUGCCUCAGUGAUGCACUACUCGCCAAAAGCCUUCUCUAAAAAUAAGAAAAAGUUAACCAUUGUCCCCAAAAAGAACUAUGAUAAAAACAUCAAGCUGAUGGGCCAACGAAAAGGACCUGCCCUCUCAGACCUGGAGAAAAUAAACAAACUUUACAAAUGCAAAGAAACUGAAGAGGAGGAUUAG
Molecule: messenger RNA, 465 nt
Organism: Penaeus indicus
Lineage: Eukaryota; Metazoa; Arthropoda; Malacostraca; Decapoda; Penaeidae
Product: zinc metalloproteinase nas-13-like
Exons: 4
Coding region: 1-465 (154 amino acids)
Biological process (GO): proteolysis
Molecular function (GO): metalloendopeptidase activity; zinc ion binding
Source: RefSeq, a predicted model, not a curated record